This is a messenger RNA of Paraphaeosphaeria sporulosa, 921 nucleotides long. RefSeq names its product S-adenosyl-L-methionine-dependent methyltransferase. Lineage: Eukaryota; Fungi; Ascomycota; Dothideomycetes; Pleosporales; Didymosphaeriaceae. The record is from RefSeq and is a predicted model, not a curated record. Gene Ontology annotation, molecular function: S-adenosylmethionine-dependent methyltransferase activity. Bases 1 to 921 code for a protein of 306 amino acids. The transcript has a single exon.
AUGGGGGGCCAAAAGGGCGAAGACGUCUACAACCAAUCCGCCUCCUUCUGGGACUCGUACAUCAAAGGCCGCCCCUCUAUCCCCGACUCCUUCUUCUCCACCAUCUUCGCCUAUCAUGCCUCACACUCUGCCUCAUUCUCGCACGCGCACGAAGUCGGCGCAGGCGUCGGCGUACAUUCCCCGCGCCUGGCCGCCCGUUUCGCCAACGUCCUCGUCUCCGACAUCAUCGAAUCCAACAUCCAAAUCGCAAAAGCCCGCCUCCAAAGUCUAGGCUGCUACACCUUCAAGGCCAGCUCGCUGGAAGACACCAUCGACCUGCCCCCCGCGAGCAUGGAUCUCGUCUUCGCCUCCACAAUGAUGCACUUCACCGACGUCGACAAAGCCGUGCGCGCAGUGCACCACCAGCUCAAGCCCGGCGGCACGUUCGCGGCAGGGCUGUACGGGACGUAUGCGCUGCACGAGCCUGAAGCGCAGAGAGUAUGGCAGAAGCUCGUGCAGGCCAUCUGCAACAACAUCAUCCAACGGUACGGCCUCGACAAUCGCGCAAAAACAAUCCUGGCGAACGAGGCCGCUGGACUAGACAGCGUGGGCUUGCCUGAGGAAUACUUCCACCCUGCGCAGCGAAUCGAUUACAAUUUUCCUCAACCCAGUACCUUGAAGGAUAUGAUUCUGCCGCCGCAGUACGGGCUUCACCCCGUCUCGCGCAUUGGGAGGAGAGAUGAAGUGGUCAGAGGUGUGUGGGAUAAGGGGUGGUUUUCUAGCCUGGGGAUCGACGGGCUCAAGGGGAUGGCGGAUACCUGGCCGCAUGACGAGGGGGAUGGGGAGAUUGUGGAAUUAUGGGAGGAGCUGACGGGAGUGGUUGGGGAAGGGGAGGUCGAGGGGGCGUGGAUGGUGAGUUUGCUGUUGGCAACAAAGAAGUAG